Alexandromys fortis (reed vole) is the source of this 1461-nucleotide messenger RNA. RefSeq names its product G-patch domain containing 11 (gene Gpatch11). The transcript is spliced from 11 exons. Gene Ontology annotation, molecular function: nucleic acid binding. Lineage: Eukaryota; Metazoa; Chordata; Mammalia; Rodentia; Cricetidae. Bases 638 to 1414 code for a protein of 258 amino acids. Gene Ontology annotation, cellular component: kinetochore. The record is from RefSeq and is a predicted model, not a curated record.
AACUCUAUGCCCCCCCCCCCGCACGAAAUUGGACGGUGCAUGCGCAGCGCGCUGGGGGUUCGAGGCGGUAAAGCUGCGUAUUUAGGGUCUGCGGACGCCCAGAAAAUUUUGACUGAGGUCGGUGCUAGUUGGCUGUGACUGCCCAUCACGACAUCAGCAGCGCCCCAUCCGUGAGUGGUCGUUUUGAGCAAAAUCACCAAGACCUGUAUUCUCUGUGGCUGCGAACAAGUCAUGUAGCCGGAUUGAGCCUUGAUUUUUCCAGCUGGAAAGUGGAGCUAACUGUUCGUAUCUAUUGAGCUGUUGAUGAGCUAGAUCCUUCCACAUGGAUGCUCCAAAGAGCUUCUUGACUGCUCCCCUGUGUGGCCACAGGCUUGAUUCAGUUAAUCCAUGCUACCAACUUUACAGAGUGCAGUGUGCAGUAUGACCCAAAAGUCAAUCUCAGACUCAAAAUCCUGUUGGUUACACGAAUGGCUCAAUAUGAAGAGUGCACAGAGUUAUCAAAAAGCCCAGAGGCAAGAUUUACUAGGAACCGACCAUCUUGGAGAAUACCACGUGAUUGUAUGAGUGUCUGUCUGGAGAAUCACAAGUUCCGAGGCCAGCUUGGACUGCAUUGCAGUGUUGUCAUUUGAAGUUGAACAUGGCAGAAGAAGAGGAUUACAUGUCAGAUUCCUUCAUUAAUGUUCAAGAAGACAUCAGACCAGGCGUGCCCAUGCUGAGGCAGAUCCGAGAGGCCCGUCGAAAAGAAGAAAAGCAGCAGGAAGCUAAUCUGAAAAACAGGCAGAAGAGUGUGAAAGAGGAAGAGCGGGAAAGACGUGACAUCGGGUUGAAGAAUGCACUAGGCUGUGAAAACAAGGGAUUCGCUUUGCUCCAAAAGAUGGGAUACAAGAGUGGCCAGGCUCUGGGCAAGAGCGGAGAUGGCAUUGUUGAACCAAUUCCUAUCAAUGUCAAAACAGGAAAAAGUGGCUUAGGUCACGAGUCAUUACUAAAACGGAAAGCAGAGGAGAGGCUGGAAAACUACAGGAGAAAAAUCCACAUGAUAAACCAAAAUGAAGAAAAGGCUGCCGAGCAGUUCCGGAUGCGACUGAAAAGUAAGCAGGAUGAGCUGAGGCUCGAAGGCGACCUGAGAAGGAGCCAGCGAGCUUGCCAGCAGCUGGACGCCCAGAAGAAUAUUCAGGUUCCCAGGGAGGCAUGGUACUGGAUAAGGCCUGAAGAGGAGACUGAGGAAGAGGAAGAGGAGGAGCAGGAUGAAGACGAAUACACGAGCGAGGAUUUGAGUAUGCUGGAGAAACUGCAGAUACUCACUGGCUACUUACGAGAAGAACAUCUGUAUUGCAUUUGGUGUGGGACAGCCUAUGAAGAUAAAGAAGACCUAUCUUCAAAUUGCCCAGGACCAACCUCUGCAGAUCAUGACUGAGAUUGUUCCCAAUAAAGUAAAAACUAUCUAUGCCGGUGUGGAAAGAA